AUGAUCGGACUCGCUCUUUCUACUGACAGUCAGUCACGUCUUCCAAUUCCAUCGCUUGUCGAUUUCCCUCCUGAAAGAAUCAGAAAUUUCAGUAUUAUCGCUCAUAUAGAUCAUGGAAAAAGCACAUUGGCAGAUAGAUUACUGGAACUUUCGGGAACCAUUUCUGCUGCAGAUUCAAACAAGCAGGUUUUGGAUAAGCUCAAGGUUGAGAGAAAUCGUGGAAUUACCAUCAAAGCACAAACGGCAUCCAUGUUUUAUACAUACAAGAAUGAAGUUUAUCUCUUGAAUCUCAUUGAUACUCCAGGACACGUUGAUUUUAGUUAUGAAGUGUCACGAUCUCUUGCUGCAUGUCAGGGAACGCUUUUACUGGUGGAUGCCAGUCAGGGUAUUCAAGCCCAAACCAUUGCCAACUUUUACUUGGCAUUUGGGGAAGAUCUUGUCAUUCUUCCUGUUCUCAACAAGGCAUGCUUUAUUGAUUCCAUUAUGCUAAUAAUUGAUCUUCCUACUGCAGAUCCUGAGCGAAUUGCAAAUCAGAUUGAAUCUACGUUUGAAUUGGAUACAUCUCUUACUCGUCAUAUUUCAGCAAAAACUGGAAAGGGAGUGCCAGAUCUGUUUGUUGAUGUCAUUGAGCGCAUUCCGCAUCCAACUGGAGAUGUGAAUAAGCCUUUUAAAGCACUCUUGUUUGAUACUUGGUACGAUCAAUAUGCAGGAGUUGUGUGUCUGAUUGCAGUGCGUGAUGGCUCAGUCAAAAAAGGAGAUCGAAUUACGUCUGCCCACACCAAAUUCCAUCAUGAUGUUACUGAUGUGGGAAUCAUGUAUCCCAACCCAACAUCAACCGAUCAGCUGUCGGCAGGUCAUGUAGGAUACAUCACCAUGAAUAUGAAAACCACCCACGAUGCUCAUAUUGGUGAUACAUUUUACCAUGGCCAUGCACCGACUGACAUUUUCAAAGGAUUUCAUCCAGCACAGAGUAUGGUUUUUGCCGGUCUCUAUCCAGUCGAUACAAACGACUAUACAAAACUGGCUGAAUCAAUCGAUCGAUUGACUCUGAAUGAUGCAUCGGUGACCGUGGCAAAAGAAACCAGUACAUCAUUGGGUCAGGGAUUUCGACUUGGAUUUCUAGGAACAUUGCAUAUGGAUGUAUUUCGUGAACGAUUAGAGGAAGAACACGGAAGCUCUGUGAUCAAUACGGCACCUACAGUACCAUAUAUCAUUCGAAAUAAGGAUGGAACCGAGACUCGUGUUCAAAAUCCAGCAGAUUUUCCAACAAACGAUCAAAUGGCAAAAGUUGAUGCGUUAUUAGAGCCCAUGAUUAUUGGAACAUUAGUAUUUCCCUCUGAAUAUGUUGGAAAACUGGUUGAGCUAUGCACGAGUCAUCGAGGCACACAAGUUGAAUAUAAUUUUAUUGAUGAUACACGGGUGAUGAUCAAAUACCGUCUUCCAAUGUCAGAAAUCCUUUCACAGUUUUACGAUAAACUCAAAUCUAUUUCAUCUGGAUACGCAAGCUUUGAUUAUGAGGAUGCAGGAUAUGACAAGGCAGAUUUGGUCAAGGUGAGUAUUUUACUCAAUUCCAAGCCAGUUGAUGCACUUGCGACGAUUGUGCACCGAUCACAGGCAGAACAUGUUGCUAAAGACUGGGUGCGACGACUCAAGAAUAUUUUAAAAAAACAAUUGUUUGAGAUUGUCAUUCAGUCAUCUGCGAAUGGUAAGAUUAUAGCACGAGAAACCAUUACAGCGGCACGUAAAGAUGUGACAGCCAAAUGUUACGGAGGAGAUAUCACACGCAAGAUGAAGUUGUUGGAUAAGCAAAAGGAAGGCAAGAAACGUAUGAAGACUGUAGCGGGCGGAGUGGAGUUACCACAAGAAGCGUUUCUAACACUCAUGAAAGGAGAUGACAACAAUCAAGGGAAGAAGAGAAGAUAG
This is a messenger RNA of Batrachochytrium dendrobatidis JAM81, 1923 nucleotides long. RefSeq lists its product as uncharacterized. Lineage: Eukaryota; Fungi; Chytridiomycota; Chytridiomycetes; Rhizophydiales. Gene Ontology annotation, biological process: positive regulation of translation. Bases 1 to 1923 code for a protein of 640 amino acids. Gene Ontology annotation, molecular function: GTPase activity; GTP binding; mitochondrial ribosome binding. The transcript has 10 exons. The record is from RefSeq and is a predicted model, not a curated record. Gene Ontology annotation, cellular component: mitochondrion.